GAGGAGAGAGGGGAACCACGUGUGUCCAGCACCAACACUAUGUACAGCUCUGUCCUUCCUCUGUAGACUUGUUUUUGUAAGCCUCUUGUUACCCUUCGCAUGCAGCCUCUCGAAACGGUUCGGAGUUUUUCUACCUCAACAAUAAACGAGCCGCACAACUGCUGAGAGCCGCACAGGAGGGGGAGGAGGUUUCUGGAACCACAAACACUGACCGCCGACCAUGGUGAGCAAGACAGAUGACAUCCCGGCGUCAGUGCCUGGCUGUAACCCGGUCAUGGAUGGAGCUGAGGACGGAGCCCUGCAGGCUACCGGAGCCAGUGUGAAGGAGCCCUGCGGCUGCGCUCACGGUGCAGAUACAGCCAUGGUGAACGGUGACGCUGCCCUCCCGGAGGAGGGCGAGCUGAAGCAGGAAGGGAACUGCGAGGCAGAUGGUGGCGAGGACUCCAACGAACAGGAAGUGAUAGUGAUCCAGGACACGGGCUUCACCGUUAAGAUCCAGGCGCCUGGAACGGAGCCGUUCGACCUGCAGGUGUCCCCACAGGAAAUGGUGCAGGAAAUCCACCAGGUGUUGAUGGACCGCGAGGAUACCUGCCACCGCACCUGUUUCUCCCUGCAGCUGGACGGAAACGUGCUGGACAACUUCGCCGAGCUCAAGUCCAUCGAGGGUCUGCAGGAGGGCUCUCUGCUCAAAGUGGUGGAAGAGCCUUACACCGUACGAGAGGCCCGGAUUCAUGUGCGUCACAUCAGAGACCUGCUGAAAAGCCUGGACCCCUCAGACGCCUACAAUGGCGUGGACUGCAACUCCCUGUCCUUCCUCAGCAUCUUUACUGAUGGAGACCUUGGAGAUAGCGGAAAGAGAAAGAAGAAAGGCACCGAGCUGGAGCAGAUCGACUGCACCCCUCCAGAACAUAUCUUACCCGGCAGCAAAGAGCGCCCCCUGGUGCCCCUCCAGCCACAGAACAAAGACUGGAAGCCCAUGCAAUGCCUGAAGGUCCUGACCAUGAGUGGCUGGAACCCUCCGCCUGGAAACAGGAAGAUGCACGGCGACCUCAUGUACCUCUACAUUGUGACAGUGGAGGAGCGCCAUGUGAGCGUCACGGCCUCAACACGAGGCUUCUACCUCAAUCAAUCCACAACCUACACCUUCAACCCAAAGCCAGCCAACCCCAGCUUCCUGAGCCACUCUCUGGUGGAGCUGCUGAGCCAGAUCAGCCCGGCCUUCAAGAAGAACUUCACCUCGUUGCAAAAGAAAAGAGUCCAGAGACACCCGUUUGAGAGGAUAGCCACUCCUUUCCAGGUGUACAGCUGGACGGCUCCACAGGUGGACCAUGCAAUGGACUGCGUCAGAGCUGAGGAUGCCUACACUUCCCGCCUUGGUUAUGAGGAGCACAUACCAGGACAGACCAGAGACUGGAACGAGGAGCUGCAGACCACCAGGGAGCUGCCACGGAAGAACUUACCUGAGAGACUGCUGCGUGAGAGAGCCAUUUUCAAGGUCCACAGCGACUUUGCAGCUGCUGCCACUCGUGGCGCCAUGGCAGUGAUUGACGGUAACGUGAUGGCGAUUAACCCGGGCGAGGAAACUCGCAUGCAAAUGUUCAUCUGGAACAACAUUUUCUUCAGUCUGGGCUUCGACGUGCGGGACCACUAUCGUGAGCUAGGCGGCGACGCCGCUGCCCAUGCCGCACCGACGAAUGACUUAAACGGAGUGCGAGCUUACGGGGCGGUGGAUGUGGAGGGCCUCUACACCCUGGGGACAGUGGUGGUGGACUACAGAGGCUACAGAGUAACGGCACAGUCCAUCAUCCCAGGGAUCCUGGAGCGAGAGCAGGAGCAGAGCGUCAUCUACGGCUCCAUUGAUUUCGGGAAGACUGUGGUGUCUCACGGCAAAUAUCUGGAGCUGCUUGAUAAAACCAGCCGGCCUUUAAAGGUCCAGCGACACAAGGUGCUGAAUGAGAAAGAGGAAUCGGUGGAGUUGUGCUCCUCCGUGGAAUGUAAAGGCAUCAUCGGUAAUGAUGGCAGACACUACAUCCUGGACCUACUUCGAACCUUUCCCCCUGACUUGAACUUCCUGCCUGUGGACGGCGAGGAGCUGUCUGCAGAGAGCCAGCGCCAAGGCUACCCCCGGCAGCACCGCCAUCGCUUGGCAUGUCUUCGCCAAGAGCUCAUUGAGGCCUUCGUCGAGCACAGAUAUCUUCUUUUCAUGAAGAUGGCAGCUCUGCAGCUAAUGCAGCAAAAGGCAAACAAAGACUCUAACAAAACAGACAUGCCUGCAAUUAGCGAGACCUCAGAGGCGCAGGCAGAUGUCAGUGUUGAUGCCACACAGACUGCUGCUGCAGAAGGAGCCACUGAUAACAAUGGCCCCACAGAAAACAGCAACCCCACCACCUCGCAAAUUUCAACUGAAAGUGAAGAAAACUCCUCAAAGCCCACAACAAACGGGCCUGUAGACCCUGCAGGCACCCGAAACAACGAAUGCAAAAGCCCACUGGAGGGUAAGGAGCUUGAGGAAAGUAUUCCAGGAUUAGCUCAGGCCAAAGAGCUGGCGGAGACCUUAGUAUCCGAAGAUGGAUCUGGUAUUGAUCCCAAAAGCAGAGAGGUGGUCCUCAACGCCUGCAAGGCCGUGGGCUCCAUCAGCAACACUUCAUUUGAUAUCCGCUUCAACCCCGACAUCUUCUCCCCAGGUGUGCGUUUUCCGGAGGACGCCGUAGAAGACGUCCAGAAGCAGAAGCAGCUCCUUAAAGACGCCGCUGCUUUCCUGGUCACCUGUCAGGUCCCGUCUUUGGUUAAGGACUGUCUGGACCACAGCACACUGCCCAUGGAUGGAGCCACGCUAACCGAGGCCUUGCACCAGAGAGGCAUUAAUGUUCGCUAUUUAGGGACGGUUCUAGAGUUUGUGGACAAGACCCCAGCCAAAGCCCAACUGGAGCACUUCUACAGAAUAGGAAUCAUUGAGCUGAUCACAAGGUGUGCAAAACAUAUCUUCAGGACAUACCUCCAGGGUGUGGAGCUGUCAGCUCUGUCUGCUGCCGUCAGCCAUUUCCUGAACUGCUUCCUGAGCUCCUUCCCUGACGCCGUCGCACACCUGCCGCCGGACGAGCUGGUGUCGCGUCGCAAAAACCGCAAGCGUCGCAACAGGGUCCCCGGCAGCGGCGACAACACGGCGUGGGCCAGCCUGACGCCCAGCGAGCUGUGGAAGAACAUCGCCGCUGAAGCUCAGAGCUAUUAUCACUUUAAAAUCCACUGUGAGAGCGUCGAUCAGGUUGUGGAGAAAUACGGCCUUCAGAAAAUCACCCUGCUCAGAGAAAUUUCAGUCAAAACUGGCAUCCAGAUCCUGCUGAAGGAGUAUAACUUCGACAGCCGUCACAAGCCUGCUUUCACGGAGGAAGACAUCCUGAAUAUUUUCCCCGUGGUGAAGCACGUGAACCCCAAAGCCUCAGACGCCUUCCACUUCUUCCAGAGCGGCCAAGCUAAAGUACAGCAAGGUUUCCUGAAGGAGGGCUGCGAACUGAUCAACGAGGCUCUGAACCUCUUUAAUAAUGUUUACGGAGCCAUGCAUGUGGAGAUCUGUGCCUGUCUGCGCCUGCUGGCCCGCCUUAAUUACAUCAUGGGAGACCACCCUGAGGCUCUCAGCAACCAGCAAAAGGCCGUCCUCAUGAGUGAAAGAGUCCUCGGCAUCGAGCACCCCAACACCAUCCAAGAAUACAUGCACUUGGCUCUGUACUGCUUCGCCAACGGCCAGCUUUCCACCGCCCUGAAGCUGCUCUAUCGGGCUCGUUACCUCAUGCUGAUGGUCUGCGGAGAGGACCAUCCAGAGAUGGCACUGAUAGAUAGUAAUAUCGGGCUUGUGCUCCAUGGAGUGAUGGAGUACGAUUUAUCGCUGAGGUUUCUGGAGAACGCCUUGACCAUCAACACAAAGUAUCAUGGAGCCCGUUCCCUCAAAGUUGCUCUCAGCCACCAUCUGGUUGCAAGGGUGUAUGAGAGUAAGGCAGAGUUUCGCUCCGCUUUGCAGCACGAGAAGGAGGGUUACACUAUUUACAAGAACCAGAUGGGCGAAGCUCACGAGAAAACCAAGGAGAGCUCAGAGUAUCUGAAGUAUCUAACCCAGCAGGCCGUAGCUCUGCAGAGAACCAUGAAUGAGAUCUACAAGAACGGCUCCAACGCCAGCAUCAUGCCACUCAAGUUCACUGCUCCCAGCAUGGCCAGCAUCCUGGAACAGCUCAACAUCAUCAAUGGCAUCAUCUUUAUUCCACUUAGUCAGAAGGAUCUGGAGAACCUAAAGGCAGAGGUGCAGAGGCGGCAGCAGCUGCAGGAGCUGGGAAAGAGCGAGGAGCCCGCUGAGGAUGGCCCACUUGAACUGGAGGACAAAAUCCCAGUUGAUUAACAUUCAAUAGCCCCAGACACAGAUGCUUUCUACUUGAAGGAGAAAGAGAGAGAGAAGCUGUGAAGAAACAGCCAAGUAAUGGAGCCUGUAGACCAGAAAACUAAGUAAAUCAGCUUUGAAAUAAACGUGGUGAGGGUGCGGUCAGAGAAGACUUGGGAAGGGGAAAGAAAAAUAAUGUACAGAAAGCCAAACAUAAAAAAAGGAGUUCCCUACAAAGUAGGCGAGAGAGGGAGAAGGGGAGGGAGGGAGAAACGAAUGAAAUGACAGAUUAAGUGUAAAAGGUGCAAUCAGAAUAACCCUGGACUUGAGAACAUUUCGAUGAAGUCCCUGAAGGUCUUGGCUGCUUAGAAUAAUCAGAUAAAAAAAAAUGCCUACAGCAGGGCGAGAGAGAGACCAAGAAUGACCAUGACAUUAUGUACCAGAGCCUUAUCUGCUGUGACGCCAUGCCCAGUCAUGCUUCUUAUAAGACACACCCCCUAACUUCUCAAAGGUGCUCCGAAUGAAACGGCACCAAGCCUGUCCAAGAACUCAGGGCUUGUUACUACUGUGCACUAACAGACUAGAAUAAUGGAUGUAAACUAGCGAUUUGUUUCCAUCGGGGCCUCAGAAUGUAAACUCCCACCUUUAUACCCUCUUUAAGUCGUGUAGCAAUCAGACUUCAGCCUCAUACAUCCCUGAUCAGUCGUCCUUGGAUGGUGCCCGCCGUGUUUCGCGCCGAGCAAGCCGUCAGCACAGCAAGCUUUGAGCCGAUUCAUUUAAGUUAAUUUGGUGGGGUUAUUUGUUUGUUUGUUUAUGUGUGAUCAUCAGUAAAUUAAAGCCAUGUCUAUUUUAUGGAAGAUGUAUAGAAAAGAGGAAAAAAGCUGUAUAAAUCUUGAUUGAAUUUAGGCAGGUACAGAUCUCAAAUACGUCCACUUUAAACCGUAGAUAUAUUCAGAUAUAUAUAAAUAUAUAUAUACUAGCUGUGUCCAAUCUAUUAUUUUUACAUUCAGAUGGAAUAUACAUGCAUGUGUGUUUGACGGUGUGUGUGUGUCUUUGUGUAGCCUGGUGUGGGACAGGGAGCAGGACUGUUGCUUUCCAAAUGUUUUAUACCUCUGCACACAUUAAAUCGCUGACGCAUAUUUUCUUAAAACAUUCAUGGCCACCAAUGUUGUAAAUCUGCUUAUGUAUGAGGUUGGUUUCUCUACUUCCCACUGCACAAGCGCUCACUGUCGAG
Messenger RNA from Cyprinodon variegatus (sheepshead minnow), 5597 nucleotides. RefSeq names its product clustered mitochondria (cluA/CLU1) homolog (gene cluha). The coding region runs from base 221 to 4384 and encodes 1387 amino acids. Gene Ontology annotation, molecular function: mRNA binding; protein binding. Lineage: Eukaryota; Metazoa; Chordata; Actinopteri; Cyprinodontiformes; Cyprinodontidae. The record is from RefSeq and is a predicted model, not a curated record. The transcript is spliced from 27 exons. Gene Ontology annotation, cellular component: cytoplasm. Gene Ontology annotation, biological process: intracellular distribution of mitochondria.